Arctia plantaginis is the source of this 1620-nucleotide messenger RNA. The record is from the annotation of a GenBank genome assembly. NCBI's taxonomy places the organism in Eukaryota, Metazoa, Arthropoda, Insecta, Lepidoptera, Erebidae.
AUGAUAAAUUUGGGUCGUUUCAAGUUACCCCCCUUCAAGAAUGUACUAGACGUGACAAUGCAGACCGUACGGCAGCAGAUACCUGAGAAGCCUGGCCCAUCCCCUCGCCCGCCACAAAACGUGAGAUUCGCGAACUUAGAUAACAUGGGUGAAAGUUGUGAACUAUCAACGAUGAACGAAACCACAUCACCCACAUAUCAGUCAACGAACCCCACUAAUCCAUUUCUGAGCGGUGCAUUGCAAGCUGAAGACUCAUUCACCAGUUAUCAAAAUACAUAUCCUCAACAAGAUGGUCAAGCACCCAGAACUCAAAGCAUGCAAAGCGUUGACUUUUAUGCUUCGUCCGAAGAAGGCGGAUUUGAAGAAGGUGGUGGUAAGCCAGGUAUGAAGAUCAAUGAGUACCAGGCAGCAUGGAACGUUACUAACGCCAUUCAGGGUAUGUUUGUGGUAUCAUUGCCGUUUGCAGUCCUCCAAGGCGGUUAUUGGGCUAUUGCGGCAAUGAUCGGCAUUGCCCACAUAUGCUGCUACACUGGUAAGAUUCUAGUUGAAUGCUUGUAUGAAGAUGAUCCAGUGUCAGGGCAACGUGUAAGAGUACGCGACUCUUACGUCAGCAUCGCAAAGGAAUGUUUUGGUAGAAAAUAUGGUGCUAGAAUUGUUAAUAUCGCUCAAAUCAUUGAACUACUUAUGACUUGUAUCUUGUAUGUUGUCGUAUGUGGAGACCUAAUGAUAGGCACAUUCCCAGAUGGGUCUAUUGACGGUCGCUCUUGGAUGAUGUUGAUUGGAAUAUUCCUUCUACCGUUAGCCUUUUUAAAAUCCCUUACAAGCGUGAGCAUGCUGUCAUUUUGGUGCACUAUGAGCCACUUGAUAAUUAAUGCUAUUGUUUUGGGAUACUGUAUCCUCAACAUCGGAGAUUGGGGCUGGGGACAAGUUAAAUGGAGUUUGGAUUUUGAGACUUUUCCUAUCAGUCUAGGCGUCAUUGUAUUCUCCUACACCUCACAGAUUUUCUUGCCGACAUUGGAAGGCAACAUGGAAGAUCGGUCGAAAUUCGAAUGGAUGUUGGAUUGGUCGCACAUUGCAGCUGCCGCAUUUAAGUCCAUUUUUGGAUAUUUGUGCUUUCUGACAUUCCAAAAUGACACUCAACAAGUUAUUACAAAUAAUCUACGUUCAGCUGGAUUCAAAGGACUUGUGAAUUUCUUCCUAGUUAUCAAGGCAGUGCUGAGUUACCCGUUACCUUAUUAUGCGGCUUGUGAUUUACUGGAACGUGCUCUCUUUAGAGGUAAACCAAAAACAAUUUUCCCUGUAAUUUACGCUCUGGAUGGAGAGUUAAAAGUAUGGGGAUUGGCUUGGAGACUGGGUGUGAUAAUAUUUACAAUUCUGAUGGCAAUCUUCAUUCCCCACUUUGCUAUUCUGAUGGGGUUCAUUGGCAGUUUCACUGGAACUAUGUUAAGUUUCAUUUGGCCUGCGUACUUCCAUCUGAAAUUGAAAGGAAAUCAGAUAGAAAGUACAAGAAUUGCUUAUGAUUAUUUCAUAAUAUGCCUUGGUGUACUUUUUGGCGUUAUAGGUAUGUACGAUUCCGGCUCGGCCCUCAUCAAGGCUUUCAAGAUAGGUCUACCGUUCUAA